Molecule: messenger RNA, 3204 nt
Organism: Nelumbo nucifera (sacred lotus)
Lineage: Eukaryota; Viridiplantae; Streptophyta; Magnoliopsida; Proteales; Nelumbonaceae
Gene: JAC1
Product: J-domain protein required for chloroplast accumulation response 1
Biological process (GO): clathrin coat disassembly; clathrin-dependent endocytosis
Cellular component (GO): intracellular membrane-bounded organelle; vesicle; cytoplasm
Molecular function (GO): clathrin binding
Source: RefSeq, a predicted model, not a curated record
CGAAAAUCCAAUUUGUGGCUCCGGUCUCACUAAACCCACUAUCUUCGUCUUCUCUUGUGAAUUCAAUAUAUAUAUUUUUUUCUCUAUUAAAUAUAUAAUUUUGUCUCAUUUGCUUCUUAAGUAUGAAAUCUCUAUUGUUCAUCUCCCUCUCUGAAACUUCUUCUGUGUUCAUCUCAUUCUUAUUCCAAUUUCCAACUCCUACGGUCCUACCCCAGACACCCUACCCCCCCUCUCUCUGUUGUGUUUGUUUUUGUCUGAGUUUUGGUCUUUGAAAUUUGAAUCCAGUACAAAAGCUUAUAACAAUCACUAGUUCGAUGUUUCGGAUGAUAAACCAUUUUCAGUAGUUGGAUGUAGUGGAAAGUGGAAACGAUUUAUUUUCUUGUAUUUUCUUUUUUCAGUUCUCUUGUUUGGUUUCGUCAGCUGUAAGUCUAUUUCCCGCCUUCUCUGCUUCCGAGAUUUCUGGCUGAAUAAGUGUGAUUUCUAUUAUCAGCGAUUUUGAUCUGAAUUGUUGUUUGUUCAAUGGGGUAGAGAGCUUCUAUUCAUUUCAAUUCCGUCACAAGGCUUCUCUUAAUCAGAAGAAACAAUCUCAUUUCGCCCGGUUCACUCUUUUAACUGAUGCAUUAAAAUGGAGAAAUUUUCUUAUAGAGAUCAUCAAGUGUUAGGUCAUAAUAGUCCACGGAAAUCGUUUGGAAACCUUGGCUCGUCGCCAAAGAUCCCAUUGGCAAAUUCAGAAGUUGAUUUUAAUGACGUAUUUGGUGGCCCUCCGAGGCGUUCUUCAGUCCAUGAGACGCGGUACAGCUUUAGUGAAACUCUGGAUUCCUAUGCAUUUAGAAGAGGUGGGGAAGGCGCAUUUGGCUCUCGCAAUUCAUGGUCUCUGGGUGAGAAACCGGUGUUUGGCGAGGACGUUGCGAGCCGCAGGAGGUACCCAAGUGGUGACUUCUUUGAUGACAUAUUCAGAGGUGACGGGUCUUCAAGCUCCACUCCUAGAAAGCCAGAUCGGGAUCCCUUCUCUUCCACCCCGGCUUCUAGGAUCCUGAGUCCAGCCCGCCCCUUGCCACCCAAAUCUGAUCUUUUUGGAGCUUCAUCCUUCCCUGCACAACUCAGCCUCCCUCCACGAUUGGCCAAAGGGAUGGACUUUCCAGCAUUCAACACCAAUCCCAGUCGUAGUCCACAGAGAAACAAUGAUGGUGCUUUGAGUAUUGCUCUUCCAUCUCCCCAAAGUGCUUUCAUGCCAAGAGUUUCAAAUCAAGCAAUCCAAGAUAACCCAAAAAAUGAUGCCCGACCUUCUUAUCGCCAAAGCCCUUUAUCAUAUGAGUUCUCUUUUAACAAAGAAGGGUCAUUGAAAGCUGCUAAGUCUGAUAACGAGGACAUGGGAGGCAUCAAGGAAAAGGAUUUGGGUAGUACACAACUUAAUAACGACAGCAGCCAAUUUCACUUCUCUAUAUACAAAUGGGCAAGUAAAGGAGUACCAUUAGUUACUCCACUUAGGGGACUAAAUGGUUCAAUGCCAAAAAGGAAGGGGAAAGGUGAAAGUAGUUCAAGCUCAAAAGAGAAAGGUGACAAUGAAAGCAAUUCAGGCUCAAUCGAAAGGGGCAACAAUGAGAGUAGCUCAAGCUUGGUUGACAGUGACAAAAGUGAGAGUAUGAUAAAUGAAUCAUCUGCAUCAAUUUUGCAAGGUGUUGGAUUUCUGCUUCCUGAGGAAAGAAUGUCAACAGUGGCUAGCUCCUCUCAGAUGGGACUUGAAGACCAAAAGAAUGGUUCACUUGAUGGUACACUUACCAAAGAUCGAACAGAUUCAUUUAGAAUUUCUGUUAAACUUGGAUUAAAACCCCUUGAUAGUCUUGAAAGUAUUACCACAGAAAUUCCUGGUAGUUUUGUUCAUAAUGCAAAAAAGGAAAUAGAACCUGGUUCAGGUUUGUAUGGUUCUCUGUCUGAAAUUGGUCCAUUUCAGAACACGGAGAAAGAGAUAAAUGGUUCUGCACAUGAAUCUUGCAAACCUGAGUUAGUACCAUUAUGUCCCCUGCUCUAUGAAAAUUCUUCUGGACAAGGAACGGUCAGUGAGAUAGGAGCAGCAAAAGCCAACGUUACAUCAUCUGUAAAUGUUGAUGAUGGGAAAAUCCUAAAGAAACAUGAUAGCAAAAGAAACAUCUUCAAUAUUGCCGCUAACUCUAGCUUGCAAGAUUCAUCUAUAGAUUCAGAAGAAAAACGUGGUGGAAAGAGUGUCAAGGGAAAAGUCAAAGAAUUUGUGAAAAUUUUCAGUCGUGAGGCUUCUUCAAAAUCCACAACUGAUAUUGACAUGCAAGGUCAGAUCUCUAGAUGGAAAGAAAUCAAUACAUGUAAAGCAGAAGAAAAAGUAAGUAACCAUGCAACCAAGACAGAUGGGAAAGUGAACAUAAGGAACAAGGAAAAACCAUCAACAGAAACUUUUUUCAUGGUGGAUCAAGCUCUGAAACAGUCAGAGAAUCCGGACAUUGAAAUAGACACUGACAUUCAUAAAUUUCAUCAUACUUCCUCUGAAAGGAACAAUAGCUCAGCAUCAUUAUCAGGUUUUGAGGCCGCACUUGCUCAUAUGGAGGAAUCUCAUUGUGAAUAUCUCCAUGGAAACUGUCUGGGAGAAGAUUUGUCUCUUGACAAGAGCAAACAACAACUUGUUGAAUAUCAAGAAGAGAUCCAAGUUUCAGAUGCUAGAAUACAAGAGUGGUCAAAUGGGAAGGAAGGAAAUAUUCGUUCACUGUUAUCAACCCUACAAUAUGUUCUUUGGCCAGAGAGUGGAUGGAAGCCUGUUCCCCUUGUCGAUAUAAUCGAAGGAAAUGCUGUGAAGCGAGCCUAUCAAAAAGCAUUACUUUGUCUACACCCUGAUAAACUACAGCAGAAGGGUGUUGCAUUGCAUAAAAAAUAUAUUGCUGAAAAAGUCUUUGACAUCCUGCAGGAAGCAUGGAAUCAUUUUAACUCACUUGGAUCGUUCUGAUUGUGGAAUCUUCACUGGCCAUCUACCUCUAAUCUACAAAACAAAACUCUGGUGUUCACUCUCACUCAGUGGUGGUGACUGUAUUUUUCAAGGUCUGUUAGUAUGGUUAAAAGUGUACCUAUUUCCCUCUUGGUAAAUUGAUUGAUUUGUUGCAUAAUAUAACUACUGUAUAUAGUUAUAUAUGAUUGAUUCUUGAAAGCUUUCAUAUAUUGUAGUGUACUUUACUUUUUUGAUCA